Molecule: messenger RNA, 708 nt
Organism: Condylura cristata (star-nosed mole)
Lineage: Eukaryota; Metazoa; Chordata; Mammalia; Eulipotyphla; Talpidae
Gene: TNF
Product: tumor necrosis factor
Exons: 4
Coding region: 1-708 (235 amino acids)
Biological process (GO): tumor necrosis factor-mediated signaling pathway; positive regulation of transcription by RNA polymerase II; extrinsic apoptotic signaling pathway via death domain receptors
Cellular component (GO): membrane; cell surface
Molecular function (GO): tumor necrosis factor receptor binding; cytokine activity; CD40 receptor binding
Source: RefSeq, a predicted model, not a curated record
AUGAGCACUGAAAGCAUGAUCCGGGAUGUGGAGCUGGCUGAGGAGGAGCUCCCCAGGAAGACAGGAGGCCCCCAGGGCUCCAGGAAGUUCUGGUGCCUCAGCCUCUUCUCCUUCCUCCUCAUUGCGGGAGCCACUACACUCUUUUGCCUGCUGCACUUCGGGGUGAUCGGUCCCCAGAGGGAAGAGUUCUCAAAUAGCCUGCAGCUGUUUAACCCUCUGGUUCAACCCCAGACACUCAGAUCGUCUUCUCGAACCCCAAGUGACAAGCCUGUGGCCCAUGUUGUAGCAAAUCCCGAAGCUGAGGGGCAGCUCAAGUGGCUGAAUAAGGUCGCCAACACCCUCCUGGCCAAUGGUGUCAACUUGACAGACAACCAGCUUGUGGUCCCUUCAGACGGGCUAUACCUCAUCUACUCCCAGGUCCUCUUCAAAGGCCAAGGCUGCCCUUCCAACCUCUUGCUCCUCACCCACAACAUCCGACGCUUUGCUGUCUCCUACCAGAAAUAUGUCAACCUCCUCUCUGCCAUCAAGAGCCCUUGCCAGAGGGAGACCCCUGAGGGGGCAGAGGCCAGGCCCUGGUAUGAGCCCAUCUACUUGGGAGGGGUCUUCCAACUGGAGAAGGGCGACCGACUCAGCGCCGAGAUCAACCUGCCCAGCUAUCUCGACUUUGCCCAGACCGGGCAGGUCUAUUUUGGGAUUAUCGCCUUAUGA